AUGAUUUUGAACGAAUUCAACGAGAUGGAGGACUGUUUAGAUUACGAUGACUGGUCCUUCAUAUCCGGUUUUGAAUCAGCGGGUGAGGAGGAGGUUCAACCCUUUACAGGCAGGACUAAGACAGCGCCCGAAGUCACCAUCAGCUUUACAGCAGAACUUCUGGACCAUAUUCAAUUCACCCGUUACUGGCAACCAAGAAAUAUGAUUCCCACUAUCAUCAACCUAUCUGUUUGGUUCAAUCAACCAAGGUUCCGGAGCGGGAGAAAGGUUAAGAAAGCCUUUAGAAUGAGUCGAAGCGCGUUCAUGAAACUGUUGAUUCUGAUAAAAGACAACCUGGUGUUUAGAAAUAAUUCGCCAUGCUCCCCUCAGACCGAGGUCAUCUAUCAACUCGCUACCUAUCUGUACCAUUUAGGUAGCAAGUUAGCAGGUGGUUCACUUGAGCAGGUUGGGGACACAUUAGGAAUUGGAUCUGGUACGGUCAUAAGCUUUUGCAGACGAGUGGUUCAUGCAAUUCAUCAACUGCGAUGUGAUUUCAUCAAAUGGCCGACCGUUGAAGAAAAGAUUGCGCAUAAGCAAAGGGUGUGCGCUGCAUCAAAGAGUGUCUUUUCCAAUUGCGUUGGCUUUGUUGAUGGCACCUUCAUCACCCUUCAAUACGCCCCGUUAAAGGAUUGGUUCUUCUAUUACAAUAGGAAGGCUUCUUAUGCUCUGAACGCAAUGGUGGUCUGCAAUGAUAAUCAAAGAAUACUAUACAUCCGGGCUGGUGAUGCCUCUGCUGUUCAUGAUACGAGAGUAUAUGCCAAUUCACAGUUGUCUCAACGCUCCGAUAGUUUUUUCAACGAUGGGGAAUAUUUACUUGGAGAUUCCGCUUACACUCCUACCGAGCAUAUGGUACCUCCGUUCAAGAAGCCAAGGUCUGCAAAUUCGGAUUGCAGGUUGUUCAACGCUAUUUUGAGCUCUACUAGACGGAUCACAAUAGAGCAUGUAUUUGGUAUGCUAAAAGCGCAGUUUCCUUCCGUUACAUCUGUUCCAAUUCACAUUACUGGCGAUCGUAGCCAUCAAGAGGUAGUGGCCUAG
Molecule: messenger RNA, 1074 nt
Organism: Morchella importuna
Lineage: Eukaryota; Fungi; Ascomycota; Pezizomycetes; Pezizales; Morchellaceae
Exons: 1
Coding region: 1-1074 (357 amino acids)
Source: RefSeq, a predicted model, not a curated record